ACGGCCCAGAAAAGUAGCUUCCAAUUACAUGAACUUAUUUUCAAACGGACCAGGACCGGUGGUCUUAAAACAUAACCCUGCAUGUCCGAGUACACACUGCGACUCAACGGUCCUUUCAAGAGGCUGAUGUGAGCACAGUGACCCUGAGGAAUGCCUGGAAUGAACAUCACCUCCAUACUAAUUAUUGUCUCGGUGACACCAAGCUGUCAUCUGCUGCUCUCGGGCUGAACAACAAGCACCCGGGUGUCUUGCUGCCAUGACAGACGCCAUGAGCUUUCAGACGCUCCGCAAACUCUCCGUAUGUUGGAGUGUCAUCCCUUUGUUCCUUCACCCGCUUGUGACCUCCAGCAAGAAGUCGGGCUGCUUCAGAGUCAACACCUGCAAGUGCAUCAUGAAGGACGGCAGCGGGGUCAUCAACCUCCAAGCCAUGGGAGAUGCUGAUGGUCUCCUGGGGCGGAUGAAGCGUGUUCCUGCAGACCACCUGCCAGCCAAUGAGGACAUUCUGAUGACUUUUAGUCCGUGCCAACCUUUCUCGCAGCCAGAAGACCUGACAGGAAGUGACUGCACCAAUGUUGCUGCGUGCCUCAUUGUCAGCAGGUAUCUGCGCUUCAACAGGUACAUUCACCGCUAUAUCAACUUUGGUGGACACGACGGCAACGACUUCCACUACAACGACACCCUGAAGACGCUGUCGGUCUCUUACUUUGGGCACAAAGAACUGGUGCGAACAAGGGUCCAUUAUCACUGUAAUCCAAACCAGUCUACGUCCUUCAUCCGGGACCUGAUGUUGAAGGAAGAAGAGCUGCUGCACAUCUGGGUGGAGAGUCCGUGUGCUUGUCCCAACGCCUGUGCCAUUGGAGAUCUGGGUCUCGGAACUAUCUUCCUCAUCAUCCUAACUCUCAGUGCCGCUGCGUACUUCGUCCUCGGUUCCUGUGCUCUGAGGCCUUUUCGGAGCAGCAGCGGGGUUCAGAUCUCUCCGGAACGCAGCGUGUGGUGCAUGGUCUGCUACCUCUUCACUGAAACAAGGCCGGCAAGUCGAGACGACGCUGACAGGACACGUUGGGAAGUUCCUCCAAAAGACCGCAUCCCGUCUUCAUCUGGCGGAGUUGAGGAACCUUAACCGUGACAACGACCGCG
This is a messenger RNA of Doryrhamphus excisus (bluestripe pipefish), 1137 nucleotides long. RefSeq lists its product as uncharacterized. Lineage: Eukaryota; Metazoa; Chordata; Actinopteri; Syngnathiformes; Syngnathidae. The record is from RefSeq and is a predicted model, not a curated record. Gene Ontology annotation, cellular component: trans-Golgi network.